AUGAGAAUAAAAUCGAGAUCAACAGACCAUUACAGGAUGGGAAUAAGGACAUUCAUAAAAAUCGAUUGGCUUCAAUCUCAACUCAGUCAUAAAUGGUUAAAUGUGGCAAAUCAAUUAAUAGACGAAUUAUUAUUUAUUUGCAAUAUAAAUGUCUACUUCACUAUGCCACCGUUCAAGUAA
This is a messenger RNA of Clunio marinus, 180 nucleotides long. Lineage: Eukaryota; Metazoa; Arthropoda; Insecta; Diptera; Chironomidae. The record is from the annotation of a GenBank genome assembly.